UUGUAUAUACCAUUAUGUAGUUCACCCUGGCACCAGGGAGUGUUUUUUUUUUCUUUAUUAAGAAAAGUUGGUAGGCGGAGUGUGGGGGCUGGGACACAGCAUUAUAGAAGGUUAUAGCAGGAGGUAACUAUAUGUGCCUGGCAGCCUCAUCCAGCAGGUCUGUUAUCAAAAAGGGAGAGUGAGAGAAUUGCAAGAACAAUGUAAGCAGAUGUUUGAUUGGCUAAGUCCGUCUUCUGGAGAGAGCGACUUGCGACUUUACAGAGGGGCUGGCUACUAGGUAGCUGUUCUAUAAGACAUUGAAGAAAACGGUAAAUAUGUAGAAUUUCUGCAAGGGGCAGCGCUCCAUGUUGUCGUCAGGUGAUCGCCAAGUGCCAACUUCGCGGCCUCAUAUCUCGCAAUGACCGGCAUGACAAUUGAAGACUACAGAAACACAUACUGGCCACAGUUGCAAGUGGCAGUUGACCGAUUAUUACAGGGACCUCAGCCUCCCUACCACACAGGACGUGUUAUUGAAUUUGAGCCCAUGUAUUCGGCAGCAUACAAGUGUGUGUGUCAACAGCACUCUGAAGCACUCUAUAAUGACUUAAUGUCUCAUGUCCACAAGCACUUUCUCAAGGUUGCCAUGGAAAUGCAGCAUUUGGAUGACUUCCAGCUUAUUGAUAGUUAUUACACCAUUAUUCAUCGGGUCUUGUAUAGUCUAGACGGCAUCAUUCCCAUAUUUACAUAUUUGAAUAAGGUGUAUGUUUCGACAAAAUUAUCAUCAGAUUUAAGAACAGAACUUCAGAAUUUAUUCUGCAAAUCUGUUAUAGAUCCAGUUAUUGAAAAAUUAAUGGUAAUGGUAAAACAAACUACAGAAAGGACUCCCUUUUCUAUAGCACCUCAUGUUUUAGCAUCGCUUGUAAAGAGCCUUCACAAUCUCAAUCCAGAAUAUGCCCAGAGAUACCCACAGGUGUUUGCGGGAUACAUUCCUGGUGUUCUUCCUGCCAUGCGUGAACAUGAGUUAUCUAGUUAUAUAAAUGAAACUCAAGAGCUACAAGCAUCUCUCAGACAGUCUUGGGUCAGUUCCAGUCCUCGAGGAAAAAAGCGCUGUUUGGAUGAAGAGAUGCAUACAUAGUAUGUAUCAUACAUAUUCAUAUAUAAUUCCAGAUGUCCAAGUGCAAUUCUGUUGUAUAUUAUUUAGAUUUUUACUUGUCUUCAUGGUUACAUAAAAAACAUGAGAUU
Messenger RNA from Cherax quadricarinatus, 1221 nucleotides. Its product is annotated as CDK2-associated and cullin domain-containing protein 1. Gene Ontology annotation, biological process: positive regulation of protein kinase activity; ubiquitin-dependent protein catabolic process; G1/S transition of mitotic cell cycle. Gene Ontology annotation, molecular function: protein kinase binding; ubiquitin protein ligase binding. Lineage: Eukaryota; Metazoa; Arthropoda; Malacostraca; Decapoda; Parastacidae. The record is from RefSeq and is a predicted model, not a curated record.